This is a messenger RNA of Laetiporus sulphureus 93-53, 783 nucleotides long. RefSeq lists its product as uncharacterized. The coding region runs from base 209 to 685 and encodes 158 amino acids. The transcript is spliced from 2 exons. NCBI's taxonomy places the organism in Eukaryota, Fungi, Basidiomycota, Agaricomycetes, Polyporales, Laetiporaceae. The record is from RefSeq and is a predicted model, not a curated record.
GACGACAAAAUUGCUGUGGUCUGCCCAUCCAGCUCAGUACUUGACCUACAGGAGAAUUGGACGGAGCUGAUCGGGGAAAUCUCCUCGGAUGUCACCAUGGCGGCCAGGCAUCGCGGCGUCCCCGGCUCUUUGAAGCUCAGCAGUUAGCGACUGUGUUCAUGGCUAUUCUCCUUCUAUGCUGGCAUGUCGCGCAGGGAUCCAGCUCGCUAUGACGACAUCCUCGAUGGAGGGCUGCCCGUCAUUUUCAGCUACGCAAUUGACGACAAGAUGGAUGCGACCUACACCGGAGCACUCUAAUAUCACCAAUGCCGGGACUCCGUCGCAUUCUAUACCUGAGAUACUGACUGCGGGCGAGCUCGAGCUCACGUUCGCCGUCGAGAAGGAGACGAAUGGAAAAUCCGUGCGAUCUCGAAUUCAUCCUGUACAUCCUGGCAUCUACGGACAGCGUGGGCGCGAAGUACAGCUCUAUGUCCUUGCUGCUCGCCGCGCCUACAUUGAGCUCUGCGGUGAAAGUCUAGAUGCGUCGGAGGCGUCGUUGGGUGCGAUUGUUGGGAGCGUCGUGGGCGGAGUGGCGUUCGUCAUGGUUGUGGCUUUUACUGUUUUUUUUUCCGUUUUAACACAAAAGAGGUCCGGCACGUUUCUUCCAACCAACAGGUCCUAUUGGCAAUUGGAGAAACGAAACUGAAGCUGUGCCCUCCGUCAAAGAUGGUCUUCGCUCCACAACUUUCGGGCUACGAACAAAAGGCGUACGGCACAGCCAUAUCACCUCAUUUCUAGCCGGAC